Messenger RNA from Chlamydomonas reinhardtii, 1768 nucleotides. RefSeq lists its product as uncharacterized. Gene Ontology annotation, molecular function: ATP hydrolysis activity. The coding region runs from base 36 to 1718 and encodes 560 amino acids. NCBI's taxonomy places the organism in Eukaryota, Viridiplantae, Chlorophyta, Chlorophyceae, Chlamydomonadales, Chlamydomonadaceae. The transcript has 9 exons. Gene Ontology annotation, biological process: double-strand break repair. The record is from RefSeq and is a predicted model, not a curated record.
UUUAGUCAGUUGCACGCAGGCGGCGAUUUAGGAGCAUGGAGCAGCAGCAGGCGCCGCGCGCGGAGGCGGCAGCAGCGUUGCCGCGGCGCUGCCGAGUCGCCCGCAUCGAGGCCGCCGGCUUCAAGUGCUUUCGCGGCCGGCUGGAUGUGUCGCUUCCCUCCACAGCAGCUGCUUCCGGCUCGGGCUCGGGCGGCGGCGGCGGGCUGGUGUGUGUGGUGGGUCCCAACGGAUGCGGCAAGAGCGUGCUGGGCGAGUGCCUGGCCUUCGCCCUGGGCGGCGGCCGCCAGCUACUGCGUGCACGCAACCUGGCCGCCCUCAUCAGCCAGGGAUACUACAGCCGCAGCAGUAGCAGUGCCGGCAGCGGCGGCAGUAGCAGCGGCGGAGGGAACGGCAGUAGCAGCGGUGCCGGCGGUGGCGGAAAUGGCAGUAGCAGCAGCCGCCAGCAGCGGCAGCAGCAGCAGAAGCAGGCCCCGUCCCCGCCGCCGCCGUUUGUGGCUGUGACGUUUGUGAUGGAGCCCUGCGGUUGUGUUGCCACCGGCAAUGGCGGCGGCAAUACUGACGGCGGCGGUGGCGGCGGCCUCAGUGGGGCUGGAGCCAACGGCAGUAGCACGGGCAUGGGCGGCAGUAGCACGGGCAUGGACGGCAGUAGCACGGGCAUGGGCGGCAGUAGCAUCCGAGUGGAGCGGCGCCUCGUGCUGCUCGGCGGCGGCGGCGGCGGCGGGGCCGAGCCAUCAGGCGCCGCUGCUACUGCCGCCGGCGGUCGCAGUAACGCCGCCGCCGCCGCCACGGUCACACGGGUGGAGGAGCCGGCGGGCAGUGGGCGGUGGCGGCAGACCAACCAGGAGGAGCUGGCCGCCGCGCUGCGGCCCUUCGGCAUCAUCACCGGCGGCGGCAGUAGCACUGGCGGCGGUGGUGGCGGCGGCGGCAGUAGCAAUGGCGGUGGCGGUGGCGGCGGCAGUAGCAAUGGCGGUGGCGGCGGCGGCGGGACUGUGGACCGCUAUGUGGUGUCUCAGGGGCGGCGGGGGGCGGCGGUGGCGGGCGCGGGGGAGCCGCUGCAGCUGCUGGCGCACGUGGAGUGCCUGCUGGGCAUGGGGCCCCUGCAGGAGCGCCUGACGGCGCUGGAGGCGGAGCUUCGGACGGCGGCUCGGCAGCUGGAGGAGACGGAGGCGGGCGCGGCCAGGCUGCGGGCGCGGCGGCAGCAGCUGGCGCCGGUGGUGGGCCGCUGGCGGCGCUUCCUCGCGGCGGCGGCGGCGGCGGCGGGCCGGCGGCGGCGGCUGGCGGCGGCGCAGCUGGCUCGCACGCAGCAGCUGCUCAAGGGCGCGCGCAGAGAGGAGGGCGCGGCGGCUGAGGCGCGGUCCGAUGCAGAGCUGCGGGCGCGGCAGCUGGCGGCGGCAGAGGCCCCGGCGGCGGCGGCAGAGGCGGCGGCAGCGGCGCGGCAUGCGGCUGUCAGCAGCAAUCUAGAGGCGGCGGCUAGCAAGCUGUCGGAUCUGAGGGCAGCUGCCGUCAAGGCCGCCGCCGCCGCCGCCAUGACAGACGAGGAGGCGGCGCGCGCCGCCGCCGCCGCCGACCGACUGGGAGCCAAGGAGGCGGAGGGCGCGACGGUGGCGGCGGCGGCGCAGGAGGCGGCGGCGGCGGCGGCGGUGCGGUACCGGGCGGCGGCGGCGGAGCUGGCGACGGCAGUGGAUGCGGCGCGAGGAGGAGGAGCGGAUGGCGCCUGAUGCUGGUGCUGAUGCCGCCGGCGGCGACAGGCGCGGGACGCGAGGGUCAG